Messenger RNA from Salvia miltiorrhiza (redroot sage), 2553 nucleotides. RefSeq lists its product as uncharacterized. Bases 357 to 1301 code for a protein of 314 amino acids. Lineage: Eukaryota; Viridiplantae; Streptophyta; Magnoliopsida; Lamiales; Lamiaceae. The transcript is spliced from 2 exons. The record is from RefSeq and is a predicted model, not a curated record.
AUCUACACAACUUUACAAGAAUUGAUUCACCAUAUACCCACUUUAAUUGAUUCCUACACUACAUAUCCAUAUCCAUUAAAGUAUUAUUCUUAUUUAAAAAUCUACACAAAAACGUCAAUUCAAGAUUUGGGGUGUCAGAUAAAAGUACAAUUUUAUCUACCCAAGUGUCCCAAACAUAAAUUCUCUUAAAGUUCUUAAAUUCAUUUGUUUCUCUAUAUUUGUGUUUCCGCCUUGCACACGCCAAAACAUUACUUCUACAUCAGACUUUCCGCCGUGCACGCUUAAGUUUCCGCUUUCACCUCUUGCCAUGAAAAAUUCGAGUUUCCGCCGCGCGACCUUCUGAAACCACUGUGAAGAUGUCUGAACAUGAAGAUGUGGCUCCUGAUUUUGUGAGGCCUAGUACGAUCAAUGUUCACUCGAAUGUUAGCACGUACUAUAGGAUAGAUUAUUUGGCCAUUGUUAAAAAGGCAUUGCUUGAUGCAGGUGGGCAACCGUUGCUUGAUAGAUUUUUAGGGGGUUGUUUUGGGCACUUUAUUGAUUUCAAGCCCGGUCCUAAGUGUGGUAUGGCACUGCACUAUGUCGUCUCUCGCCAAAUACAAUCGGACGAUAAUGGAAUGUGGUUUUUCAUUAACGGGCGUAAAAUAUAUUUUUCCCCUAAGGACUAUGCACUUAUAACAGGUCUGCACUUUGGAUCAUCUAAUUUUGAUGUGAUUGGAGAUCAUCAUGAUGUAAGGAAUGUGAAGGUGUUUAGGACUUUUUGUGGUGGUCAUCAAAUUAGGAUUGCUGAAUUGGUAGAUACACUUAAUACUUUUCGUAUCGAUGAUCUGGAUGACAGUUUACAUUUACGUGUCGCCCAUGUUAUAGUGCUCUAUGGGAUGUUAUUGGGGUAUGAGUCGGAUAAGUACGUGGCUAGCUGGAUUUGGGCGAUGGUGGAUGAUUUGGAUGAUUUUUCCCGAUUUCCUUGGGGAGUAUAUAGCUAUCAGACUUUGUCUCAUUACACUUAUAAGUGCAAGCCAAAAAAGAAAUAUCACUUCUACGGUCCAGUUUGGGCGUUGCACAUUUGGUCCUUUGAGAUCUUAUCGCACUUGGCAAAUGAAGUUGGGAGACUCGUUGACGCGGUUGCGCAUCCUAGAUGCUUGAGGUGGAGGUUUCGGAGUUUACCUGCCUUGAAAGAUUUACGUCACCUAUUUGAGAAUGAGGUACUUAAAUGUUUGAUUUUAUUUUUAUUAUUUUUUUAUUGCAUGCUAAUUCUUUAUAAAUGCACAUUCGACUUCAUUGCCAAAUGCACAUACAAAAAUUAGGUGACUAAAUGCAAAUGACAUUUAUAUGAAAUGCACUUUCUAAUUAAUGCAUGAAUAAUGCCAAAACUCAACAUUAUACGACUCCAUGUAUAAAUAUAUGCUCAAAAUUGAGAAAUAUAUACCACGUAGCUAUCGCAGGAAGAAAGAAAUGGAGUUCGCGAGUUUGAAGCAAGGAAAUAAGACGGUAGCCGAAUAUGACCGUUUGUUCUGUGACUUAGCUCGAUAUGCACCAUAUCGAGUAGAUACCGAUGAGAAGAUGUCAGAAUUAUUUUGUGCUGGUUUGAAGCAAGAGAUUCGAGUUGUUUUAGCAAGUCAGAGCACACUUACUUAUGCUGAAGCACUGAACCGAGCACUAGACAUGGAGCUGGCAAUGCAGCCAGAAAAGACGAGUCAACCCUCUGUACUCCAAGUGAACCCGAAUGCUCAAUCGGGGAGUCAAUCCUUUUAUGGACAAGGGCAGAAAGGUAAAAGGAAGUGGGACGAGAGAAACCAAGGUCCUAAGAAGCCGUGGCAAGGUCAGAAUGCGCCACCAUUUUCUCAAGACAGAGAUAAACGACCUUAUGCAGCCCCAGCGGCAGCAGUGCAAGGACCAAGAGGAAUACCUCCCUGCCCAAAAUGCAAUAAGUUACAUUUGGGAGAGUGCAGGAUGGGAACAAAUAGUUGUUUCACCUGCGGAAGAGUCGGACAUUACUCCAACCAAUGCCCGAACCGACAACAAAGUGGAACCGGUGGAAGACCGAGACUAUUCCAGCCGCAACUCAAGGCCAUGGAAGGAGCCCUACCGCUACCACAGCCAGCACGCCAGCAAGCAAUCCAUCGACAACAUCAGCCAGGAAGACAGCCAGCUGACCCGCUGUGACAGCCCGAAACCAAAACAUUAUACUCCCUCCGUCCGCCAAAAGUAUUCCACUUUGGCCGGGCACGGAGUUUAAUAAAAUGUGUGAUGAUGUUGAUGUAGUGGAGAAAGGGCCCCACCACUUUAUGAGAUGUGUGGUUGAGAUUGAAUUUGGGGUGGGUUUUUUGUAAAUAAAAAGUGUUUGUAAGGAUAAAAUAUAAAGGUGGAUGAUGGGACCAUGGCUUAAAAAGGAAAGUGGAAUAUUUUUUGCGGACGCCAAAUAUAGUAAUUGUGGAAUACUUUUGGCGGACGGAGGGAGUAUGAAAUUAUUUGUUUUCAAGUUAUUUUAAAUUUCAGUGUAAAGUAUUUAUUUAAAUUUUAAAUUAUAAAGUCAUUGAAAAAUAUUUUAUGUAUCAA